AUGGCGCCGAGCUAUGCCGGCAUGUCCGGUAAGCCUCUGAGUUUGACGGUGUCGACCAUCGCUACUAUGGGCUUCCUGCUUUUCGGUUACGAUCAGGGUGUCAUGUCCGGCAUUAUUGAUUGCGAUGCCUUCGGCAGGUUCAUGCCUAUCACCCGGGGCGACUCCACCAUGCAGGCCUUGGUGACUGCUGUCUACGAGUUGGGCUGUCUGGCUGGUGCCAUGUAUGCCUUGUUCGCUGGUGACAAGUUUGGCCGUCGUCUCAUGGUUAUCCAAGGUGGUUAUAUCAUGAUCAUUGGUGUUAUCAUUCAAAUCUGUGCUAUCAAGGGCCAUGGAGCUACUGCCCAGUUCUUUGUCGGCCGUAUCGUCACUGGCAUUGGCAACGGAAUAAAUACUUCGACUAUCCCGACCUACCAAGCCGAGUGCUCGCAUUCCGCCAACCGUGGUCUUCUCAUCUGUAUUGAGGGUGGUAUCAUCGCUGUUGGUACAAUGAUCGCCUACUGGAUUGACUUUGGUGCCUCCUACGGCCCGGAUGACCUCGUCUGGCGUUUCCCUAUUGGCUUCCAGAUUUUCUUCGGUAUUAUCAUUGUCGUUGGCAUGUACUAUAUGCCCGAGUCACCUCGCUACCUCAUUUCCAAGGGCAAAAUACAGGAGGGUGAGUAUGUGCUCGCUGCUCUCAAUGGUCACGAAAUCGAAUCCCACGAGACCCAGAUCCAGAAGAAGCUCGUUAUCGAGUCCAUUGAAGCUGCCGGUGUUGCUGCCGGUGCUGGUUACUCCGAUCUCCUCACUGGUGGUAAGACCCAGCACCUGCGCCGUAUGCUUAUCGGUUCUUCGUGUCAAAUCGCCCAACAGCUAUCUGGUUGCAAUGCUGUGAUUUACUACCUACCUGUCCUCUUGAAGAAGUCCCUCGGCCAGACUGAGUUCAUGUCCAUGCUUAUCGGUGGUAUUAAUAUGAUCGUCUACGCCAUCUUCGCCACGUUCUCCUGGUUCUUCAUCGAGAGGAUUGGUCGCCGCAAGCUCUUCAUCGGCGGUAUGACAGGUCAGAUGGUUUCUAUGAUCAUCGUCUUCGCUUGUUUGAUCCCCGACCAGACCGAAGCUUCCAAAGGUGCUGUCUUUGGUCUGUUCCUCUAUAUGUCCUUCUUCGGUGCCUCGAUUCUGCCCCUCCCCUGGUUGUACCCCGCCGAGAUCUCGCCUCUCCGUACCCGUACCAAGGCCAAUGCUGUCUCGACCUGCUCAAACUGGCUGUUCAACUUCACUGUUGUUAUGAUCACCCCGGUUAUGCUUGAGCGUAUUUCCUGGGGUACCUACCUGUUCUUUGCCGUAAUGAACUUCAUCUUCAUCCCCCCCAUGAUUCUCUUCUACCCCGAGACAGCUGGCCGCAGUCUGGAGGAGAUUGAUCUCAUCUUUGCCAAGGGUUACUGCGAGAACAUGAGCUAUGUCAAGGCUGCCAAACAGCUGCCUAAGCUCACCAAUGAGGAGAUUGAGGCCAAGGCUGCUGAGUAUGGCUUUGAGUCUGACCGCCGCCGCGGCGAUACCGAGAAUGGCGGCGAAAAGGGCUCCCCUCGAAGCACCUCCAGCGAUGGCAAGCAACUUUUCGAGGAGGAAGAGAACGCCACUACCAUCUCUUGA
Molecule: messenger RNA, 1626 nt
Organism: Penicillium roqueforti
Lineage: Eukaryota; Fungi; Ascomycota; Eurotiomycetes; Eurotiales; Aspergillaceae
Product: putative MFS monosaccharide transporter
Exons: 2
Coding region: 1-1626 (541 amino acids)
Biological process (GO): carbohydrate transport; transmembrane transport
Cellular component (GO): membrane
Molecular function (GO): carbohydrate:proton symporter activity
Source: RefSeq, a predicted model, not a curated record